AUGCGUGUAGAGAACAUACUGUGAUAAAGCCGGGUUCGACGGGUUGAUCGACGAUUGAUGGUAAUCGCUCUUGUCAAAUACUUGCCAGAAUCGACAUGGUGUUUUCGAAUCUCCCUCACCACGAGAAGGAUGCGUUCUUUUCACUGCUGGAUGAGUACUUUCAGUCUCGACCGCAGCUUGCCUCUGCGUUGUCUGGCAACGGUGCAUCGGAGGACAGUACAAGCACCUCGAUAGGACGAGUAGCAGCUGCAGCACAUGCCUUUGGGUCGAAUCUGCCUGCUCCGCCGCACCGGUCGCCUGCAAGUCCUCCGCCAGACCGGGCGCUUGCAGGCCUCGUGUCGAGCAAGACGUUUGGAAAUGUCGAUACCACGUCCAAGGUAUCCAUGCUUUCCUCGUCGCUCAAGUCCAAAUCGCUCGCGCCGCCUCCCAAGACCUAUGCUUCCCCUCCCCCGCCCGCCUUUGCACCCAAGAAGAACGCCUUUGCACCGCCACCUGUGCGACAUGCACCACCGCCAGAGCCAGAGCCGGAACCGGAACCAGAACCAGAGACACCAUCAGGCGAAUGGGCAGAGGCAUUGUAUGACUAUGAUUCUGCGGAAACGGGAGACUUGAAGAUACGUGCCAGCCAGCGGAUCCUGGUUACCGAGAAGAGCUCUGCGGACUGGUGGAUGGGGGAAGUAGAUGGAAGGACGGGGUUGUUCCCUGCCUCGUACGUCAAGCUUUUGUAGGACUAUUGAUAGACAAUGGAUACAACGUGGGUUUGAGAGCCUGCCCAAGAUUUUCGCGUGCCGGCCACCUCCUUAUUAUGUAUGUUCCAAUGCUAUAACACCUGACAAUCUACAUGCACUAUCAUUGAUUAAUUCAAUUUCGUUCGAGACAGGUUAACACGUCCUGUUGUCCCCCUUUAUUACCUCUCCGCGUAUUCUUUCAGUGUGCGUUCUUUCAGCGGCGGCGGUGGCGACGAGUAGGACGCCUUGUGUUUGUUCUUCCCUGAGGUUGUUCGGUUUGACGUCCAGACGCGUUUUUCAAUAUGAGUCGUAGAAUGGAUUGACGUGCAAUUGUUUCAGUGAAUCCCGCAGACAGUCUAGGCCAGGAGCGCGAGUGUGCAAG
Molecule: messenger RNA, 1110 nt
Organism: Guyanagaster necrorhizus
Lineage: Eukaryota; Fungi; Basidiomycota; Agaricomycetes; Agaricales; Physalacriaceae
Product: SH3-domain-containing protein
Exons: 5
Coding region: 96-728 (210 amino acids)
Molecular function (GO): protein binding
Source: RefSeq, a predicted model, not a curated record